UGUAAAAAUUUGUGAGCAAAUUCGAAUGAUUUUACCAUGUUAUGCACUGACUCAUAGUCUGAUACAGAGCUAUAAUAAGGUUGAUACGCCGGGUGUUACGCAUACCUGUCAUAUUUUAUUGUAAAGUGGGCUUACAGGUUAUGUUGUCAGUAAGAUAUAAUUUGAAGGCAUGGAAGCGGAUUCUUUUUCGUUAAUCGGAUUGCCUUUAAAACUAAUCAUGGAGAGCACAAUGAUAUAGAAAAGACAGACCAUUAAAUAUUUCAAAUACAAAAACCUAGGCAAAGUGUACGUAUCAUUUGCACUUACAGAAAUCUACGAACCUUUCUCGGUGGAUAUUAUUGGAAAUAAAAAAUGAUUUCCUACAGUAGAGUUUUACAUUGCAGAUUAUUUAGUUAGCACUUUGCAAACCUUUUAAAAUGCUAUUGAACAAUGGUACCAUGCUAGAAGUGCCUGGGAGCUUUGUAAGUUACUUAACUGUAUGCAAGUUCCUUACAUGUACAGCGGCGUACUUGCUCUACCGGCACUGGUACCAAAUGCCACGUAGUUUUCCUCCCGGCCCAAGGGGAAUUCCUAUCCUUGGAGUCCUGCCGUUGCUUGGACGCCAUCCAGAACGAAAACUCAACGAAUGGAAGAGGGAAUAUGGACCAGUGAUGGGCGCUCGUGUUGGGAGAAAAAACUGGGUCGUCUUGGGAGACUGUGCGAGUAUCAAAAUGGCCUUGAUGGGCGAAGGAGAUAUUUUCUCGGGAAGGCCAAGCCCGCAUAAGAAAGAAGAUGGGAUUGUCUUCCUUGAUAACGGUCGCUCGUGGACGAUGCACAAAACGUUGGGACUUCUCGCGUUCCGUGGUUUUGGAAUCACAGAAAACAAAAGUUUAGAGAAACAUGUCAUCGAGGAAGUCUCUUAUUUGAAGGAAGCUGUUCGUUCUAAAAGAGGGGUAGCGUUUUCUAUCGAUACAAUUCUUACGAAUGCUGUGUCUAAUGUGUUAUGUUCAAUUUUGCUUGGACAGCGAUUUCAAUACAGUGAUCAAAGGUUUAAGAGGAUAAUUCACCAACUCUCACGGAGAUUUUACAACCCACUUGGUGCUAGUGCUUCCACCGGCUUCGGUUUUGAAGCCUUAACGAAUUUCUUUCAAAAGAGGAAACAGACACGACGGCAGAAGCUAAGCAUUUUAAAACGAACCCUUCUCGGGUUUAUAAACAUACACGAAAAGACAUAUGACAGCACGAACAUUAGGGACUUUAUUGACGCCUUUCUUCUGCUCAAGCAUCGCCAACUGGACGAGUCAUUUAACGACAAACAGUUAAUACAUUAUAUAUACGACUUAUUUUUGGGCGGGACCGAAACAACGACUGGUACCCUACGAUGGGCCAUUCUGUGUUUACUGCAUUAUCCUGAAAAGCAAGCCAAGUUACGGAAAGAAAUAAUUCAAGUACUCGGGGAUCAAGAAGUUACAAUUCUAAAGAAACACGAGAUGCCGUAUGCAAGCGCUUUCAUUCACGAAGUGUAUAGAUUCAGGACUUUAUUUCCUCUUGGUUUACCACAUAAAACAAGUCAUCAGGUUAUAUUGGACAGCUACGUUAUACCACAGGGAACAACGGUAUGCACUAAUCUUUGGGCGGUACACAACGACCCAAAGGUAUUUGACGAGCCCGAGGAAUUUAAACCUGAGCGUCAUCUUUAUGGAAACGGGGAGUUCGGACGCUCCCCCUACGUCAUACCCUUUUCAGUUGGACCUCGUCACUGCUUAGGCGAGCAGCUAGCAUCUAUGAUGUUGUUUAUAUAUUUAGUUUCACUGGUUAGGAGUUUCGAAUUUCUUCCGGAUCCUAAGUUAAACGGUUUACCUGAUAUAAAAAGCGGUGCCAGCGGCCCGGUGUUUUUGCCUAAAAGUUUUAAUGUCGUGGCUCGAGAGCUGUGAUUCGAGUACAUCGACAACGCUUAUAACUGAAGUUCUUUUCACACCAUUUAUGCAUAUAUUAAUACGAUUAAGUUAUAUACUGUACAUUUGGCACAUUUUUUAACCAUGCUUGCAAUUUGAUUUUAAAAUGAUAUAGCGUUGGCACUGUUUUUAAUGAAAUACACCGUUUUAUAGUGUAUAUAGUAGGGUGGGGGGAGACGGGGCACUUUACCAUAUAAUCACCCCCCAAAUGGGACGAGAAAAUAAAAUUAUAAAUGGUUUCCCAUCUUCCGCCACCCUACUAUACAUAUUUCAUGCGUUACUGUUGUUUUAGAACCCGUCGUUCGACUUGCAAUAAAUGUCUGUUUGAACUGCUUUCAUUUCAAAA
Messenger RNA from Ciona intestinalis (vase tunicate), 2280 nucleotides. RefSeq names its product cytochrome P450 2F5-like. The record is from RefSeq and is a predicted model, not a curated record. Gene Ontology annotation, molecular function: oxidoreductase activity, acting on paired donors, with incorporation or reduction of molecular oxygen, reduced flavin or flavoprotein as one donor, and incorporation of one atom of oxygen; iron ion binding; steroid hydroxylase activity. Gene Ontology annotation, biological process: xenobiotic metabolic process. Gene Ontology annotation, cellular component: intracellular membrane-bounded organelle; cytoplasm. Lineage: Eukaryota; Metazoa; Chordata; Ascidiacea; Phlebobranchia; Cionidae.